This is a messenger RNA of Carica papaya (papaya), 1040 nucleotides long. RefSeq lists its product as uncharacterized. NCBI's taxonomy places the organism in Eukaryota, Viridiplantae, Streptophyta, Magnoliopsida, Brassicales, Caricaceae. The record is from RefSeq and is a predicted model, not a curated record.
AUAGAUAUGUAGAUGGAUAUAUGUAUUUGAGAGAUGUCUUUAAGGCCUUACUCAUUUACAGCCAAGCAAGGUGGAGAUUGCGUCUAUCUUGAAUUAGAUAUAUCUGGGUGUGGGCUGUUGCUCAUUUUCUGGAUAAUAUCAUAACACAACUGCCAUUGUAAUUAGACCCCACCAUCUCACAUGCACACUCCCUAUUUACUUUUUAUGUAACUUUUCCCUUUUCCCAUUCUCUAUAUUUAUAUAACCCACUUCGCUGCUCAGUACUAAAAACCUUUUAACAUCUAUGAAUCUCCCAUAAACACAUCCAGGAAGAAGAAGAAGAAGAAGAAGAAGAAGAAGAAGAAGAAAAAGAUUGCAGCUACAUAUGGAAGUGGCCAUGGAAGUAGAAGAUGAUUUGUUUUUUGCAGAUUUAAGCAGGCGGAUCUCUCUUCUAAUCAUGGAUGAUGAUGAGGACCCAGUUGCAGGAUGUCCCCCAGUUUCUUUCCAGGCUUUCUCCAGACUAAAUCAUCCAACACCACCAUCUCCAAUAUUUCUGUACCAGCAAAGUUGCAGAAGAGAGAGUAGGGGAACAGGAGUUUUUAUUCCCAGAUCAUCCCAACCAAGAAGAAAACACAGACAAGGAAGAUUCAAUGCCUCCAGUACCAAGUCCCAGAGGCCACAGGAGAACACAAGAAUAGUUUCCCAGCCGCCAAGAAGUAACAAUUACUUUGAUCCCAAGAAGGGUUAAUUAAUUAGAACCCAUCUUCUUCAUAUCAUCCAACAGCUACUGCUGAUCCCUUUGUCUCCCAAAAGAAAUAGGAAAAUGACAUACAUACAUAAAUAUGUAUGUAUAUGUACAUCAAUCAAGAAUAACCUGUUCUGCUCCUUAGUGGGUUCUUGUAGGAGGUUCGCAGAAAGGUCUAUCCCUCCUCAAAAUUAUGGAACCAUAUCUGUAUGGUUGUUGGUGGGCAUGAUAUAGGAUAAAGCUUUAAGCUUGUGCUAUUCAUUCAAUAUUGUGGUUUAAUUAUUAUUAUUAUUAUUUUCAUUAUUUAAGUUCACUC